Molecule: messenger RNA, 7227 nt
Organism: Daphnia magna
Lineage: Eukaryota; Metazoa; Arthropoda; Branchiopoda; Diplostraca; Daphniidae
Product: AF4/FMR2 family member lilli
Exons: 7
Coding region: 1088-5287 (1399 amino acids)
Biological process (GO): regulation of gene expression
Cellular component (GO): super elongation complex; nucleus
Source: RefSeq, a predicted model, not a curated record
AGGCACAAGGGACAACUAAAUAGAUCUUGUGUCGUUGUGUUUUUUAUUUCAGUACGGCAUUGAGUUUCUCCAUUUGGUCAGUGGAAAUCCGUUGAAUAGUGACGCCAUAUCCAAGUUUUGCUAAUGUUUUGGUGUUUUAACUGAAACCCAUAUUAAUCGUUUAAAGGUGGUUAAAAAGGAUUGUAUGCGGAUAGUGGGCGAAAAAAAAGUCCCAACAGCAAUAGCACAACACCACAGCAGGCGGAGUGACAUGACCUGUAGCAUCUAUUACAGUGCUAGUGAGACGGAGAAACGGAGAGAAAUACGUUUUCUCCCCAUACCAAAGGCCCGUAUAGUCAGGAAACGAUCUGAAAAAGUGUAAUGAAGACUCAAAUGGCUUCCAGCGUCCCUUUGGACGGAAGUUGCGAUCUUUCGGGAUUUUGUGGAAUCGUUGCUGACAGUGGCGCAGUUCGAGUAGUGAGAGGGUUCACAAGUUUUCGUUAACUCGUCGACACAUCAGGCCCCCCCUUUUGCCUAUUGUGUGUUGUGUAUAUAUACAUAUACCUACUAACUGGAAGACAUCAACGUUGUUUGUGUUUCUAUUUCGUCAUCAGUUUUGGAAUAUAUUGGAGAUCUAGUGUGUGUUCGUUACAUUCACUCCACUUUACCCCUCCUCUUCCCCUUCCUCCAUUGUGUGUGCGUGUGUGUAUGUGUGUGUGAUUUCUGACAUCUCGCGACAGCGUCUCGGAUUGUGGCCGAGAGACUUGCACACAUUUUUCAUUGGUUACGUACGUGCACGUACGGGGUGGAAAAUGUGCACUACCAGCCCUAUCGAUUGGACAGAUCUUCAUGUGGGCCAGUUGAUUCGCCAUUUAAAUAUCUAAACAAGACAAAACACACAAGACCCUCGGAAAAAAAAGCCUUUGUAACUUGUGGCGACGACUAAAGAGGAAGAAAAACAAUUUCAAUCUUCUGCACACAUUCGGUCUUCGAGUGUGUUACCUCUUUAUUGUUCGACUUCAUUCGACAUCGCCUCCCAGAAUAUUCCCGUUCGUUCUAUUCUUUUCCGGUGUUGACCUAAUCUUACACUCAUGAUCUUGACUCUACAAUGUCUUAUAAUUUGAGCAGUCGUGAUGCCGGUGAUCGGUCACGUGAUCGUGAACUCCAGGCCAAGGCCAGGGCCCAGAUGUCAUCAAUGCUGGCCGAGCCGGAGGAAUCGUUUAUGCCCGUCUUUGACGCACCCGUUCGCCUCCGGCCGUCUUCAGGUGACCGGACGCACCAGAUGAUUGUCAAGACACUGGGCCGAUACGCUCCGUCGAUCAUUGAAGAUUCCAAAUAUUUGAUUGGAGUGUACCAAGAGCCAGCUACGCCACUACCGAGUCGGGAACACCAUGAUCCGCCCGACACUCCGCCACCACCAUCCAGUAACAGCUGUAGUAGUAGUAGUAGCCGGCCGGAAUUCGCCACUCCUACCAAGCCGGCCCCGUCUUCGGGCCUGGGUCAGGGCCAUUCUCACCAACGGCCCACUUCAUCAGGUGGUAGCUUGAUGAAACCUCCUUCGCAUGCUGCACCGCAUGUUGCUCCUCAAAGAAGUUCAGCUCCUCCCGGCCGGUCCAGCAGUAAUAGUAAUACUACAAGUAGUAUGACGGGGUUACACAAGGCUCCUGGACCUGGCCCUGGUGGAGGAUAUCAUAGCGGUGCGUCGUCGUCUUCUUCUUCAUCGUCAUCCUCCUCUUCCUCAUCAUCGUCGUCUACCUCUUCAUCGAGGCAGCGUCCGCCAAUCAACAAUAUGCGGCCUCAUCCACCAAAGUUGAGCUUCAACAAUCCUCCUCCGUCGUCAACGCCUGACCAAGGCGUUGGCCAUCCAGAUGUCCAUGAUAUCCUCAAAGAAAUGAAGUCGGUGGCCGUGACACCGUUAACGGCCAUCGCUGCCACUCCGCGGAAAGAAGCCGAUCGUUUCGAUUUCGGUCACCCUCACCAACCGCCGAAGCGGAUGCCUUCCAACGGCGGGCUAAUGGAUGAUUUGAGCAUCUCAGACAGCGAUCCGGACUCCGAAACAGAAUCCUCCAUCAAGAUCUCUGCCGCCGCCACCACCUCUACUGCCCCAGUUCUUAGCCCACUGCCUUCCAGUCCGAUGGAACCGAUGAACAGUCCACCAAGGCCUCGUUCGCCACUCUCUGGUCCGGCUACGGCCGCCGCGAGUGAGGCUGACGAUUCCGAAGACGAUUCUAGUUCGGAAUCGGAUGGCUCCAGUUCGGAUUCCAGCUCUGAUGGUGAACACGUUGAGCCGGAAACGAAACCCCCUCACGUUUCUCCACCUAAACAGCAGCAACAGCCACAGCAACAACAGCCGGCCAAUACUCCCAGCUGGAGCUUAAAAUCGUUCCUGCCCAUCAAUCCUCCUAGCAGCAUAUUUGAGGGCACAACGAGGGGCUCUGACGUUUCGCAGUCAGGCCUUGAUCAAAUCUCAUUGGAUCGAAGAGACACUCUGGGCGAUUCGCUUCGUCGUCCGGACGAUGACGACGAUGAUUUCUUUGGCAGUUCGGCAGGCCUUAGAUUUGAUAGUCCAACUCCUGCGUCUGAGCUGGACGAUGGACUGUUUAAAGGAGACAAAAACGCGACAACAUCGUCCGUCGCCAAGAUGAUUUCAGACAGCGACUCUGAGCAGCCAGACCUCAAUUCUGCCUUGUCGAAAAUGAUCGUGCCUGAACCUUUGCUGUCGGAAAUGUCCGACUCGGAGGAUCAUAUCACGCCCAGGCCUAACUUGCCUUCAUCUGGUUCGAAAGCGUCCACCAACCGGAGAGUCAAACAGUCCCAAUCUUCUAGUAAAAACAGUUUGAAUCGUUUGUCUCAUUCGGAGAGUAGCAGCAGUGAUGACGAACGUCCAGUGCCAGAAGCGCGGCCACGACAGCCCGUCGUGACGGCCCCGCCAGCUUUGCCUGCUCCCGCUGCGCCAGUGGAGGCCGCUCCUAAACGAAGAGGUCCUGGUCGGCCGAAGAAACAAGUCAAUGCAUCUGCACCUGCUUCGGGCAAAGAGAUUUCCAAACGUCCAGGUCGAGCACCGAGGAAACAAUCUGCCAACGUCCAGGCUCCGAUAUCGCGCGAGAUUCUGGACACGACCACGUCAUCGGUGAGCAGCUCAUCGUCGCCGUCCAACAGUGAAGUAGAUGUGGAGAACACACCAUCUCCGUUAAAGGCGAGGAAGCCCAGCCUGUCGGUGACGGUGACGCCGCCGACGACUCCGCGCAAAAACAACGUCCACUCUCAAAGUCCAUCGAAAUUGGCUGCUGUCGCGAAAAUGCCCACGCCGCCGACGGCCGUGGCAAGUCGGGUCCUUUUCCCAUCUCGCAGUCGGAGUAGGAGCAGGAGCAGUUCGAGCAGUAGUCGCAGAAGCAGCAGCAGCAGUUCGAGCAGCAGUUCGAGUAGCAGCAGCAGCAGUAGUUGCAGGUCGAUGCCCAGCGGAGGUGGCAAAGGUCAGCCGCGACCGAGAGACGAAGAUUUGCAGAAAGAUUACAGCCCGCCCAAGCUGGACAUGGAUUCGAAGCCCAACUCGGAUCGCAAGUGUGCUCUGUUCAUGAAAAUCUACCGACCUACUGGAGCUAAAGGAAGACAGGAUCGUGCGGCGGCUCCCGAUGCGGCCGUUCCGACCAGUGGUGGCAAAGGUGUGAAAGGUAAACUAGAACCGAAGAAGGUCGUAAGUGAAGUGGCGGCCAGCCCCAAAGCGGUGGUGGCACCGACGCCUCCGCCACCAGCUAAAGUUGCACCUGCUGUUCCGUACGUCAACGGCCGGCCUAGUUUGAUGUGUCAAGUACCUCUAAGCAAAUUGGCUGCUCCUGUCCGUCCGCCGACGCAGGAGAAGAAUCCUGAGCGUCCGGUGGAGAACAAAACGAGAACUCCAGUGCCUAAACGUGAGGCUGAAAAAUCGUCAACGCCUAAUAGGUCGUCAUCGAAAUCUUCCAAACGACGAUCUAGCAUCAGUUCAACUUCGUCCGUCUCUGUCCCGCCACCGGUCGUUGCAACGCCAUCGCAUCGCAAGGAGAGCAAACGAAAACGGAAGGGCGAAGGAGGGGAUGAUGCUGUGGAGACUCAAACGGGCAAGGCUCAAAAGAAGAAGAGCAGACGGAAAAUCAACGUUGAAGAAGCGGAGCAAGAGGCUGGCCCUCUCCCUCCGAUCGUUCCUACGCCCAACCACAUUCCGUCCGUUGAUAUCAAAUCUUGCCUGUCUCCGUUCGAUCCGAGAAACGCAUCCCCUGCACCGCCCAUGAUGCGCACCCAACAACAAACGCAGCCGGGCACCAACCUCGUCUAUUUCAGCUAUUUCGAGGAACCACCGGCCCAUCAGCUGGAACAUGAAGAUCGUGAUCACAAUCAUUUCCUGAGUGAGGCUAAAGCACUUAAACACGCGGCCGACAAACAGCAAACGGACCGGACUCUUCAAGCAGUACAGUAUUUGGAGGCGGUGUUGUUUUUCAUCCUGACUGGAAACGCCAUGGAGCACGACAGGAUGACGGAGAAAGCAGCUUUUACCAUGUACAAGGACACGCUCAAUCUGAUCCGUUACAUUUCGUCAAAGUUUCGGCAUCAACCUCAGGCCGGCACCCAAUCGGCCAACAUUGACGCCAAGCUACAAAUUCUGUCGUUGCGCUGUCAGGCGUUGCUCUACCUCAAACUGUUCAAAAUGCGUCGACACGAGGUCAAAGAGUUCUCCAAGGUGCUAGGAGACUACCAUGCCAAGGCCACCACAGUGGCGGUGACUUCUCCGGCAAUGGGCGGAGCCUCUGGCAGUGGGAUCGCCUUGGAUAUGCACGGCCAGGCCAGUGUCGGUGGAGGUGUUCUUUACCGGACGAGCGGCACGCCUUCGCCACUUUCGCCUACCCCGUCACCGGCGGGAUCAGUGGGCUCGGUGGGUAGCCAAUCGUCUGGUUACAGUAGUGGUGAAUUAGCACCUGGCCAGACGAGUGGACAAGUUGGUCAGCAGCAGCAAAGACCCCAACAAUUGGCCAACAAUCAACCGCUUGCCAUGUCGACGCCCAAUCACCUCAAUGUUGGUCCGUGUGUUUCGGUACCACUGGGCGUGCACAGCGUCAUGCAAAAGCAGAACCAGUACUUCAGCUACCUGUGCACUUGCCACGAGCUGUGGGAACAGGGUGACAGUCUAGUACAAAGAGCGCAAGCUCAAGAUUUUUUUAUCCAACUGGAUCGACAAUGCGGGCCGCUCACAUUUCACAGUUCCUUACGCGAUGUUGUCCGCUAUGUCCGGGCUGGUGUUCAACGACUGCGUGACGCCUACAUUCAGCCGGGUCGGUAGCCAGCCAAAAAGAAAAACUUACAAAAGAGAAGAAAAGGCUCGUCAAAACAAAACAAAAAAAAAAGGUCGCUCACGCUUUCAUUUGAUUUUCCUGAUAUCUUCGUUAGAUAUACACACACAAAGGAAAUGUUAGACUUAGUUUGCCUUCUUACCGGGUAUUUAUUGUCAAAGCAUUUUUCCGUUUGCAAUACCGAUAAAAAAAGGGAGAAGCAACAAAAAAGGAAGCGAAUGUCCCUCUCGUUAGGUGGCAUAGAAAUUGUUUUCCCCUUUUUCUCUCUGAUCGCGUACGGAGGAAAAAAAAAAAAAAUCCUUGCCAAAGUGCCUCUCAUUUUGAAACGAGAAAAAAAAGAAAAGAAAGGAAAGAAGGCUAGAGGGAAGCAAAAGUGUCAACAGCUUUAUCAAGUUAUAACAAAACACUUAUCCGAUCUCGUUCACGUGACCACCACACACAGUCCUUAUCUCUUUCUCCUCUCUCUUUUUGCUGUCCUUGUUGUCGGGAGACACGUAAACGAACCCAAGUGCAAAACCGUUGAAUUAAACAAAAACAAAGAAAAGAAAUUACGCACGGUCUAAUCAGGUCGUGUUUAUACUUUUUUUUUUUUAACUUAAAUGAAAUUUUUUCCCUUUUUUUUUUUUCGUUUUUUGUUCUCUUUUCGUUUGGUCACGUGACGGGCCGGUUCCUUUUCGUCAGCUUGCUAUUCUUGUUACAAAUUUUCGUGCGUUUUUGCGUCGACUUCCCAAAUGCGAUCAGCAGACGCGAAGAGGGAGAUUUUUUUUUUUGUUCACGAAAACUAAAGGUUGUGCCUUUUUCAUCGCCGCUGGAUCGAAGCACGAGUUCAAACGGAUGAGCUUAUUUGUGUCUUUGGCAUUCGAGAGCAACGAUCACGCGUGAAGGCCCAGUAGCGUUGAAAGAAACCCUCUUUAAAGAAACACACACGAAAUGAAAUUACCAAGUUGUGAAAUAUCGAGUUAUUCUUUUUUUUUUUUUUCUCUCUCGUUUCCCGCAAUCGCCCGGUUCACAGUGAAGCGUUUAAAAAUUCUGUGGCCUCUUUACAGUAAAUAUGUAAACUUCAAAUAAUUGCAUUCGGAAGAAAAAUCAGCUGCUUGUGUCAAAAAAAGUACCCUUGUAAAUUGCGCGUGAAACGAUACGCCUUCAUCCAUUUGGUUUGUUUGUUUUUUUUUUUUUCCUCCUUCCCCCAGUCCACCCCGACUCAAAUCUCUUUUGUCGUCAUCUCAGUUUUUUGUUUUUCGAUUUUAUUUUCACACGGGGCUUAUAUACACACACAUACAGACACACAAAACUCUCUUUAAUCCUGUGUUUCGUUGAUAUGAUCCCUCCAUCAUCCCGGGCUUGAAAGGAAAAAAAUAAAAAUGUAAAAAAAAAAAAAAAAAAUGCAAAUCCCGACAUCGCACUGGACGAGGGAAAAAGAAAAAAAAAUCUUUGUUAAUACGCAAAUUGCACACAUACAACACAUACACGAACGCGUUAUAUAUGACACGAAUGGCGAGGGAAGUGGAAAAAAAGAAGCAAGUAAUAUUUUGUACGCACGCCUCCCCCCUUAUGUAAUAUGCAUUAUAUCAUAGAGCUAAACGAAGAUAUAAUUUACCAUUGACGUGUGCGUGUGUGUGUGUGAAAACAAUAGUGGCAUUUCCUUUUUCUGUUCGUUAUAAUAACCUCUAUUCAAAUCAAGUAACGUGGAUUGAGAGCCAAGAAGAAAAAAUGAAAUUGUGGUUGAGAUUCAAUGAAAUGAAUACGAGAGUACAAUGCUUUCAUGUGUGUGUGCAUUGUGGUGGUGGCCUUUGGUCCCGCCCGCUAUAUAUUCUCCUGCCUACUUUGAAGUAUCCCCUCCCCUCCGAUUUCGCCCCGCCCCUUUAUACUUCUGUGUACUCAUUAUACGAUUGGACACUAAUAGAAAACAUGUGCUCGUUAUUUACGCAAA